Molecule: messenger RNA, 2111 nt
Organism: Branchiostoma floridae (Florida lancelet)
Lineage: Eukaryota; Metazoa; Chordata; Leptocardii; Amphioxiformes; Branchiostomatidae
Product: TPR repeat-containing protein DDB_G0287407-like
Exons: 12
Coding region: 66-1778 (570 amino acids)
Cellular component (GO): Cul4-RING E3 ubiquitin ligase complex
Source: RefSeq, a predicted model, not a curated record
GCAUCUGUCUGGAGGAGCUGGACAGGUGUCUCAAGGAGACAGAUGGGCAGCCCUUCUUCUUGGCAAUGCUGGGAGAAAGGUACGGCUGGAUCCCCUCCAUCCAGGACGUCUCGGAGGAGAUCAGGGAAAAGUACAGCUGGGUGGACCACCUGUCAAUCACCCACAUGGAGAUAGUCCGAGGUGCUGUUCGCUCCAACAACCCCAACGCCGCGUUCUUCCUCAGGGAUCCUGACUUCCUGAAGGACUUACCUCAGGACCAGCUCGCCAACUUUGUGGAUACGGCGGAACUUAAUACUCAGCAACAAAAGGAACUGAAGUCUCGUCUGAAGGCAAGGUUUCCUGACCAGGUGUUUGACUACACCAGCAGUUAUGAUGGAGAGGCAGGAGACAAGGUGCAGCUUUCGGGUCUAGAAGAAUUCUGCAAGCGAGCAGUGAAGUUCCUGAAAACUGCCAUUGGUAAUAGAUACCCCGAGUCCAGAGGAGAGCUGCCUUCAGACAGUCAAGCCAUCCUACCACACAUUGCCUUCAUUGAAGAAAAGGGCCGUUUCUUGACUGGUCGUGAUGCGGAGAUACAGAAAGUCCUGGACUUUGCCACAAGUGAUAUUACCAAAGCCCCACAGACGUCAGGAGAGCCUGCAGACCGUACAAUGUUGGUCGUGUUGGGGGACUCUGGAACAGGGAAGUCAUUCUUCAUGUCCAAAUGUGCAACAGAGAUAAGACAGAAAACAGACAACUUCCUGUAUCAUUUUGUGGGCUGUUGCCCCGAGUCCAUUGAUCCUGUUAACAUCCUGCAAAGGCUCUGUGGUCACAUGGCUAAUCAAGUACCAGGGGAGGCUGUGGAGGGGAUCUCCUCUAUGUCAUACGUCCAGCUCCAGAAUCUGUUUCACCUACUCCUGGAAAAAACCUCCAACAGGGAGGACAGGCUGGUCGUCUUGAUUGACGGUCUUAAUCAGGUAUCAGACCAUGGAUCACCAACGUACCUUGAGUGGCUGCCAACAACUUUUCCCAGCAACCUGCGAUUCAUCAUCAGCACAACAUCAGACCCCGCUACCUUACAGAGGUUGAGAGGAAGGCAGUCUCCCCCUCAUGAGCUGAAACUGCAUGUUCUUGGUCAGGAAGCAAGGCAAAACAUUGUCAAAACAUACUUCAAGCAGUACAAUAAGAUCCUAGACGAUGAGCAGCUGGAUCUCCUGACGUCAUCAGCAGGUGCAGGCAAUCCUGUCUGGCUGGCCAUGGCGUGUGAGGAACUCAGGGUGUUUGGAGACUUCAGCAGGUUGACAGAGAAGAUUGACUCUCUCCCUGCCUCCCUGGAGGGCCUCAUGAACAUGCUGAUUUCCAGGAUUGUCACAGAGGAUGAAACUGGGUACAUUGCACAGAUGCUGUGUCUGAUCGAGUGCUCCCAGCAUGGUCUGCAGGAGUCAGAGCUACAGAUGUUGCUUGGCGACCCUCAAAUGGCCACGCCCCUCCCAGCGCUGACGUGGGGCCAGGUGCUGAGAACCCUGAAGCCUUUCCUGAGAAACACGGCGGGACAUCAGAACCUCCCGCUCCUGGGCUUCUUCCACGAGUCCGUCAGCAAGGUUGUACAGAAGAGUCUACUCGGCACUCAAACAGUUCAACAAAGUUACCACAAAUGCCUGGCAGACUACUACAAGGAUCAGUGUGCUGACCAGCAGCUGGUGGUCACAAACCUGCCCUACCAUCUGCAGGAGGCAGGACUGGAAGACAGACUUGCAGACUUCUUAAAGAACAACAAGGACAUCACAGAAAAGCACCGAUGAUCACUCAAAGUCAACCAAGAAAAUAUCAUAAUGCCAGCAUAAAAGUUGCAACUCUAUUUUUUAUACCUUUUGAUUUGUGACUUCAAGUUGAUGUGGAACUCCAUAAUUUUCAUGUAAUCUGACCCCACAGAAAAUCCCAAAGCUUGUAUUGUUGUUGUCAAUCGCAUUUUUUGUUUCAUAAAGAAUUUGUAACAAAUACAAAAGAGCAUGGCUUGUUUUCAUAUUUUGUAUUUUCUAAUGGGAAAGUUAUGUUUAUAUAAUGUAAGAUGUUAUUGGCAUGUAAAUGAAUAUUAUGUAUUUUUAUAUGACAGAAUAUAAAGUCUUUGAACACAA